Cimex lectularius (bed bug) is the source of this 4168-nucleotide messenger RNA. It is a transcript of the gene SMC1, whose product is annotated as structural maintenance of chromosomes protein 1A. Gene Ontology annotation, cellular component: chromosome; nucleus; cohesin complex. Gene Ontology annotation, biological process: sister chromatid cohesion. NCBI's taxonomy places the organism in Eukaryota, Metazoa, Arthropoda, Insecta, Hemiptera, Cimicidae. The transcript is spliced from 25 exons. Gene Ontology annotation, molecular function: DNA binding; protein binding; ATP binding. The record is from RefSeq and is a predicted model, not a curated record. The coding region runs from base 216 to 3905 and encodes 1229 amino acids.
GUGGAACGCCAUUCUUGAAAGUUCAACCCGACUCAUAAAGCCAGGAAAACAACACCCGUUGGUUGUUCCCUGGACCCGUACCGACACCGAUUUUUUUUCAAAUGUGUCUUAAAUAAACGCGUUAUUGGUGUGGUUCGUGUAUUCAGUUGAUUUUUUCCCUUUGUGUAUUUCGUUUCCAAAUGAUUUCAAACCGAAAGUUCUAGACGGGUGAUAAAAUGCCAGCGUUUCUCCAAAGCAUCGAGGUGGAGAACUUUAAAUCCUACAGGGGCAAGUUCACCAUCGGACCUCUGAAAUCUUUCACAGCCGUUGUCGGACCGAAUGGCUCGGGUAAAUCCAAUUUUAUGGAUGCCAUAAGUUUUGUUAUGGGUGAAAAGACGUCAGCACUCAGAGUCAAAAGGUUGAGUGAUUUAAUACAUGGAGCAUCGAUCGGACAGCCGAUUUCUAAAGUAGCCUCUGUCACAGCCGUUUUCCUUUUGGAGGAUGGAAAUCUCAAAAGGUUUACAAGGACAGUUCAAGGUUCUUCCUCAGACUACAGGAUUGACAGAGAGGCAGUAACAACUCAAAAAUAUCUGGGGGACCUGGAACACCUGGGUAUUAAUGUAAAGGCCAAAAACUUCUUAGUUUUCCAAGGAGCUGUUGAGUCAAUUGCAAUGAAAAAUCCUAAAGAACUCACUUCUCUAUUUGAGGAAAUCAGCGGCUCUGGGGUUUUAAAAGAAGAGUACGAUCGGUUAAAGCAAGAAGUGUUGAAAGCGGAAGAAGAGACCAAUUUUUCUUAUUUGAAAAAAAGGGGUGUUGUUGCUGAGCGAAAAGAAGCAAAACUAGAGAAAGAUGAAGCUGAAAAAUAUCAACGGUUAAAAGAUGAGUUGGUGGAAAAAGAGAUUGAAUAUCAAUUAUUUCGACUCUACAACAAUGAGAAUGAUAUCCAAUACUAUGAGACGGAAUUGGAAAAAAAGAGAAAGGAAGUUGAAAAAAUAGAGAAGAAGAAAGAAGCUGCAGAAGAAGCAUUGAAAGAUAAGAAAAAAGAGCAAGGAAAAGCAAAUAGGGAGCUUGCGAAAAUUGACCAAGACAUUCGUGAAGUGGAAGCGGAAAUCAGUAAGAAGCGUCCGUCGUUCAUAAAAAGCAAAGAACGAACAGCUCAUUUACAAAAAAAGCUAAACACUGCCAAAAAGUCACUAGCAGAAGUUAAACAAGCCGCUGAAGCUCAUUCUGAAGAUACACGUCUCCUUGAAGAGGAACUUGCUGAGGUCAAUAGAAAACGGGAAGAAUACGAAGCGAAUGAGAAAGAUGCUUCUCAAAGUCAAGGUCGUGAUAUUCACCUCGAGGAGACACAGGUUCAAGAAUACCACAGUCUGAAAGUUGAAGCACAAAAACGAUCUGCUCAGUAUCUUCAAGAUUUAGAUUCGAUCAACAGGGAACAAAAAGCAGAACAGGAUCAACUUGACAAUGAAAUCCGGCUUAGGACGCAGAUGGAGAGCCAGAUCAGGCAAAAAGGCCAUGAGAGGGACGAGGCUCAGAAACGUGUUGACAAACUUACAGAUCAUAUCAGGGCGAGUGAGCAAUCAUUAGAAGAACAGAAGAAGCUUCAGAUCGACCUUCAAAGUGAUGUUGGUACUUCUAAAGAUCGUGUCAAAGAAUUGCAAACAGAACUCGAGUCCAUUAUGGAGCAACUGGGUGAUGCUAGGGUAGACAAGCACGAAGAUUCCAGGCGAAAAAAGAAGCAAGAAAUUGUUGAAAAUUUCAAAAGGAAUUUUCCUACUGGUGUUUACGACAGGAUGAUAAACAUGUGCCAUCCGCAGCACAAAAAGUACAAUGUUGCUGUAACAAAAGUACUUGGGAAAUACAUGGAAGCUAUUGUUGUUGAUACUGAAAAAACUGCGAGGCAGUGUAUUCAAUACUUAAAGGAGAAUCUCCUUGACCCAGAGACUUUCUUACCAUUAGACUACAUCCAGACAAAACCUUUAAAGGAAAGAUUAAGGGCAAUCAAGGAUCCAAAAAACACUCGAUUAUUGUAUGACAUUCUGAAUUUCCACCCUCCGGACAUCAAACAAGCAGUCCUGUUUGCCACCAAUAAUGCUCUUGUCUGUGACACCCCAGAAGAUGCGAUGAGGGCCGCUUAUGAAAUUGAUGGUGCCAAUAGAUACGAUGCUGUUGCAUUAGAUGGAACCUUCUAUCAGAAGUCUGGUAUUAUGUCGGGAGGCAGUCUUGAUUUGGCAAGGAAAGCAAAACGUUGGGACGAGAAACAUAUGUCGCAGCUAAAAUCUAUGAAAGAAAAGCUUUCUGAUGAUUUGAGGGAUGCCAUGAAAAAAUCUCGUAAGGAAUCGGAAUUAAAUACUGUCGAGUCUCAAAUAAGGGGUUUAGAAACUCGAAUCAGAUAUGCAAAAACCGACAAGGAAAAGACUUUGAAGCAAAUUGAAGGGUUGGAGCAAGAGUUGAGGGUCAUGGAAGCUAGAUAUGAAGAAACAGGGAAGCCUAGGCGUGAAAAGAUCGAGAAGUCGAUGGCCGAACGUGACAUCAGGAUCCAGGAAAUGAAGGAAAGGAUGAACUCAGUGGAGGAUGUUGUCUUCAAGGACUUCUGUAGAAAGAUCGGGAUGGAAAACAUUAGACAAUACGAAGAGAGAGAAUUACGCUCCCAACAAGAAAGAAUGAAGAAGAGAAUGGAAUUUGAAAAUCAGAAGAACAGGAUCGUCAAUCAGCUUGAGUUUGAAAAAUCAAAAGACAAAAAAAUAAAAGACAAUGUCACUCGAUGGGAAAAUUCGGUGAGAGAUGCAGAAGAGGAACUAGAUAUUGCUAAAAAGGCUGAACAGAAACAACAGGGAGAAUUGGAAAAAGAAAUGAAGCAGAUUGAAGAACUGAAAUCGAAAAGACUUCUGCAUAAGCAAGAAGUGGACAAAAUGGAUGAAGCUAUCGGCAAGGCAAGAAGAGAAGUGGGUAGUAUAGCCAAGGACAUCCAAACAGCACAAAAAUCUGUCACAAAUAUUGAGUCAAAACUGGAAAUGAAAAAGGCUGAAAGACAUAGUAUCCUAAUGCAUUGCAAGAUGGAGGAUAUACAAAUUCCAAUGACUCAUGGAAACAUGGAAGAUAUCGGGCAGGAGACAACAGGUGGUGAAAGCAUGGACACCAGCACAACUAGUUCUCAAUCAAUGAAUGACAGAGAGAGCCGAAUUGUAAUCGACUACUCUGGAUUAUCUGAAAAUCUUAAGGACAUUGACGAAGAUGAUAUCAAAAAGGUCGGGGACAAAUUGGCCAAAGUUAUCAGUGACCAGUCAAUGAUGCUGCAGAAAAUACAAGCUCCAAAUAUGAAGGCGAUAGAAAAACUUGAACUUGCCAGAGGAAAAUUGCAAGUCACAAACGAAGAAUUUGAAAACGCAAGGAAAAGAGCGAAGAAAGCAAAACAAAAUUUCGAGAGAAUAAAGAAAGAGCGGUAUGACAAGUUUGUCGAAUGCUUUGAACACUUGUCCAAUGUCAUUGACAACAUUUACAAAUCUCUUGCGAAGAAUCCAUCAGCUCAGGCGUAUUUGUCAUCAGAAAACCCAGAGGAACCGUAUCUCGAUGGUAUCUCGUACAAUUGUGUCGCACCUGGGAAAAGAUUCCAACCUAUGUGCAAUCUUUCAGGAGGUGAAAAAACCAUUGCAGCUCUAGCCUUACUGUUUGCAAUACACAGUUAUCAACCAGCACCAUUUUUCGUGCUCGAUGAAAUUGAUGCUGCUCUUGACAAUACAAACAUCGGCAAAGUUGCUUCUUACAUCCACAGCGAGACGUCAAACCUACAAACCAUUGUAAUAUCCCUAAAAGAAGAGUUUUUCAGUCACGCCGAAGCCCUUAUAGGCAUUUGUCCUGAUGCUGGCGAGUGUCUUAUAAGUCGAGUGAUCACUUUAGACCUUUCAGAAUACCAACAACACUGGUAAAAAGAAGGAUUAAUCAUGUCAAGACCAAGUUUUACUUUUUGUACAUUUCAUUUUCUUUAUUUUUUUAAAGUGUAAAUAGUUACUUUUUAAAAUUAAUCUUUUUAAUAUUUAUAUAUAUAUCCUUUCUUGUAAAGAAAGUUCUUGGUUUUUUUGAUAUACCUGUAAAUAUUCCUAUUUUUUUAAUAAGCUGUCAGUAAUGAAUGAUUUUACUUAUAAAAAUAUAUACAUUUGUAAAUGAACCUUUGACUUUAAAGGACUUGUUU